This is a messenger RNA of Gavialis gangeticus (Gharial), 2834 nucleotides long. RefSeq names its product U-box domain containing 5 (gene UBOX5). Gene Ontology annotation, cellular component: nucleus. The transcript has 5 exons. Lineage: Eukaryota; Metazoa; Chordata; Crocodylia; Gavialidae. Gene Ontology annotation, biological process: protein polyubiquitination. The record is from RefSeq and is a predicted model, not a curated record. Gene Ontology annotation, molecular function: ubiquitin protein ligase binding; ubiquitin-ubiquitin ligase activity. Bases 470 to 2092 code for a protein of 540 amino acids.
UUGGGAUCCCAAAGUGUUGAACAGGUUAUAACUGUGUGUACACAAAACAGCAGGGAGCUCAGAGGUGGAGGAGGGACCUUGCUGUCUUUAUUGUGCUGUCAUAAUACCUGUGGAUCUAGGAUUGAACCCAGAGCCUGUUGUUAGGUGCACACCAGAAAGGCAAUCCCUGCCCCAAAGAGCUUACGGUCUUCGAGCGAGAGGAUGCCAUGGUUACAGACAAGGCAAUGAGAAAACAAUGAGACCUUGUUGAUCAGCUUGAUGGGGAGGGGUCUCGACCUAUCCACAGCCUCCCUCCGGUCAAAUUAUGCACGAGCGCAGAUUGAGGCAGUUUGCAGGGGGAUAAGAGGGGAGCAACCUCCCACAGAGAGAUGAGAGACAUGAAGCAUAUACUUUCUGCCUUCUCAUCGCACCCCAACAAGAGAACAGCGGAUUCGGACCCUUGGAAGCUGAACGCUCUCAAACUGCCAAGAUGGUCAUAAAUGCCUGCCUCCCACAGUUCAAGCCAAGGAUUCACUGCAACAAGAUCUCUGCCGACGGAUAUGAAGUGGAGAACCUCAUCUCUGAAGACCUGGCAAGGAGAAAUCGGGGCUUUCGCAGCGAAUAUUUUAUCAAACCUCCGGUCCACAUCACCAUCUCCUUUCCCUUCAACAUAGAGAUCUGCAGGAUUAACAUAGAUAUCUCGUCAGGAGGCUACCAAACCUUCACCGGGCUCGAUAUUUACACAUCUACCUCAGCCAAUAAGACCUCUUGGAACAGCCCUGAGGGUCAGCUCUCGCCUCUGGCCAGUCAGCCAGUGUCAGAUAAAGACGUGUUCACCCUGGUGGGGAAGGCCGUGCUCAAAAAUCAAAGCAGAGUGACUUUCAGCCACAGAGGCUUCAAGCUGAGGCCUCCCUUCCAUCAAAUGGAAGCUGGCUUCUCCUACCCAGGGUCUGCAUCUCAAGACCUAUGGAAUAAAGGCCCAGCCUCACUCAGCAACGUAUCACACUUAAAGAUUUGUAUCACCCACGUAGCGGGAGGUGGCCUGCCUUGCAUUAAGAGGCUGGAGGUCUGGGGCCAGCCAGCCAAGUCGUGCCCCCCGGAGUUGGUCGACGGUGUGUUCCAAGUGGCCUCUGGGUGCCACACUCAGGACUUUGGCGGCAUAAAGCCGGAGCCGUGGACACCAAUGGAAAGCGACUGUGUGCCCUUUAGCAACGCUGGCAGCGAGCAGCAGACUCUCCGGAAGCUGGUUGAUGUUAUUCAGGAUAUCCCUGAAGAGUUCCUGGACCCCAUCACUCUGGAGAUAAUGCCUUUCCCCAUGCUGCUGCCCUCGGGCAAGGUGAUCGACCAGAGCACCUUGGAGAAAUGCAACCGGAGCGAGGCCUCCUGGGGGAGGGUGCCCAGCGACCCCUUCACGGGAGUCGCCUUUAGCCAGCACUCCCAGCCCCUGCCUCACCCAACGCUGAAGGCAAGGAUAGACCACUUCCUCCUGCAGCACAGCAUCCCGGGCACCAACCUUCUCGGCAGGGCGCAGGACUCUGAAAUGGUCGCACCUUCUCCCCUCACAAUAUCUUCUCUGAAAAGGAAAAUGGACUGUAUGGAGCAAAGUCCCCAUGACGGCAGCCGCCUGCAACCUUCCUAUUUUUCUACUGCAAACUUACUAGUCACGUCUACCUCAGAGAGCAGUGCGAAAAAAAUGAAAACAGAGAGCGACUCGCACUCAGCCCAGAUGGACUGUUCAACAGAUCCGGUCUCCCACGAACAGAAACUGUCACAAAGCUUGGAUGCUGCCUUGAGCUCUGCCCUCAGCUCCAUGCCUUCCUUCACAGCCAGGUUAAUAAAGGGCCACCAGCAGCCCCAUAGCGAGGGGAGCUGCAGUACUUCGUGGACUACAAGUACUGCCCCAGAGCACGACAGGAGCAGCCAAGUCCACGCCUGUGCUUCCUGUGGUAAAACAUUUUCCACUUACUUCAAAACAGAGCCCGUCUACCAGCUUCCCUGCGGCCACCUCAUGUGUCGUCCAUGCUUAGCCGAGAAGCAGAAGUCCUUAUCGAUACUGUGCAUGAAUUGCAAAAGGUCAGUGGCCACCCACGAUGUGCUGAGGGUCCACUUCUAGCUCCUCUCUGUGGCUAUCGAAAGGUUGUGGCUGGAGAGCCCCCGGGAUGGCUCGGAGGGCGAGAUCAAGAGCCGCUGCUCUUCCACUUGUCCCUCUCGAUCAGUCCAAGGAUGUGGUCCUUUAAAGAGCUUGCCAGAUGGUCGCCCGUAAUCUGAAGCGGACCUGGUCUUCUUACGCUCACAGAGUAGCGGGGGGUUAGAGCAUCACACAGGAGCUAAGCGAUUACAAGGAUACUUAAGCCAUAGCUUCUUUAACAAGGAAAAUGUAUUUAUAUGAUCCUGACCUCCGCCCAGUCACGCGCCAUCCAUCUCUCACCAUUCCAACGGCUCAGUGCUUAGCAUAGGUGCCUUUCGGACUGUGUGUCUAGCUUCCCUGUGAUUUAAAACCAUUUUAAGUAUUUGACAAGCUGCCGUUCCGUCAUGGACUAGCAGAAGUCCUCGUGGUUGAGAGCACGUGAACUACCCAACUUCUCCCCUUCUCCGCACCCACACCCCACCGUGCCCGGUAGUCUCCCAGCUACGUGAAGAGCCCAUCGGUCACCCAUUCUGGAGACCAGUAGGCAGCGAAGAGGGGACGUGGUUAGUGCAUUAAGUAACUGGCAAUGAUCUCAUUCUGCUCAUGCAAACGGUGUAGAAAAGCCAUUGCAUUACACACAGUGUCAUUCUGUUUAUGUCGUACGACUGGACCAGCUCCCGUCCUGCUGAUAGACAUUUAAGCCUUAAUAAAAUUAUGGUUAAAGUCU